UUAGCGGAAGCUGUCCAUCUGGAACUGGCCGCCUCGUCUCGCGCUGUAGUGAAGCUAGCUUGAUAGGUAGCUAGCUAGCUAACUUCAUCUUUACAGGUUUUGUGUCGGCCUGAAAACGGGCAAGGAUAAAGACACAAAUAACUCCAUACUUAGCGGAAGUGGAAAUCCGGUGCAAAGAGGAGAAGAAUGCCGCACAAUUUCCAGCCUGGAGACCUAGUCUUCGCCAAAAUGAAGGGGUACCCCCACUGGCCAGCCAGGAUUGAAGAUGUGGCGGAAGGGGCAGUGAAACCACCCCCAAAUAAGAUACCAAUUUUCUUCUUUGGUACUCAUGAGACUGCAUUCCUUGCUGCAAAGGAUCUUUUUGCCUACGAAAAGUACAGUGAGCGCUAUGGGAAGCCCAAUAAGCGGAAGGGCUUCAACGAAGGCUUGUGGGAAAUCCAGAACAACCCUCAUGCGUCCUACAGCGCCCCAGCUCCGGCCAGCUCAUCUGACAGUGAAGGUAAUGAGGCGGUGGCAGGAGAAGGCCCAGGAAGUGAUGAGGAUGAUGACGAUGAAGAAGCAGUCGUCCCCCGGAAGGCAGACACAGGAAGUGAUGUUGAUUCUGAUUCAGGAAGUGAGGAUCGAGGAGGGGGAGGAGUCAAAAGGAAACCCCCCGCUACAAAGCGGCCCCCUCCUGCCAAAAAAGCGCGUGGCUCGUCCAGUGACAGGGAUGGGGACAGUGGCUCCCCCUCUGACCCAGACCCGUCCCCCAGCUCCGACUCCGACUCUGGGAAGAAUAGCGACCAGGACUUCACUCCAGAGAAGAAGGCACCAGGCAGGGCUGGGAAAAAGGUUGGAGGCAGAGGGAAGAAAAAGAAGGCCACAUCGGGCUCUGACUCCGCCUCCCAGUCGGAUCGUAAAGGAGCGGGGAGCGACUCCGAGGACGACGACAAGCCGCGGCCCGCCGUGUCUGGAUCCGAAUCCCAGUCCGGCUCCAAAUCGGACUCUGACUCAGCCCCGCCUCCACGGAAGGCUCCCCAGGCCAGGAAGAAAGAAAAACCGCCCCCGAAGCCAAAAGGACGGAAAGCCAAACCUGCUCCGGCCAAAGCACCGUCCUCCUCCUCAGACAGCGACAGCGACAGCGAGCCGGACCGCAUCAGCGAGUGGAAGAAGCGGGACGAGGAGCGGCGGCGCGAGCUGGAGGAGCGGCGGAAGAAGGAGGAGGCGGAGGAGCUGCGGCGACUGCGCGAGCGGGAGAAGGAGGAGGAGGAGAAGAGGAAGAAGGACAAGGAGAAGAGCGCGCGGGGCAGCAGCAGCGCCAGCGGCAGCAGCUCGGACGAGGGCGUGGACGAUCACCCGCUGAAGAAGUCCAAGAAGCCCCCGCCUCCCCCGAUCCCCGCCCCCUCCGACUCCGACUCCGGCCCCACCUCCGAGGUGAAAAAAUCUGCCAAGCGCUCAGACAACCAGAAGAAAAGCAGAGGGAAGAAAGAGAAGGAUGGGAGAGACAGGAAGGAGAAGGACGGCAGGGACAGGAAGGAGAAGGAGAAGAAAGGCCGGCGAUCAGAGGACAGGGGGUCCAGAGGGAGGUCCAAGCCUGACAAGCCCAAGCGUAAACCAGAGAGGCCCCCUGAGAAGAAAGUAGAGAAGAAAAAGGAGCCGACCCCAGAGGAGAAACUCCAGAAGCUUCAUACUGACAUCAAGUUUGCACUGAAGGUGGACAACCCAGACAUUGAGCGCUGUCUACAGGCCCUGGCUGACCUCGAGGCUGUGCAGGUCACCAGCCACAUUCUACAGAAGAACUCGGAUGUCAUCGCCACGCUCAAAAAGAUACGACGGUACAAAGCCAGCAAUGCAGUUAUGGUGAAGGCCAGCGAGGUCUACAACAAGCUAAAACUGCAGUUCGUGGGCAAGUCAGAAGUGUUAGGUAAACCUAAAACAGAGCAACAAGAUAAUGGAAAGGACUUAGAGACCACAGACCCGACACCUGUGAAUGGAGAAUCCGAACUCCAGAAAAAAGACGCUUCUAAUGUGGAGGACGACCCCAAGUCCCCCGUCGAGGACGAGGACAAUGACCGUGUGGCACCAAGUCCCAAAAGGCCUAGUCCAGACAGCCCACCAGAACAGCAGAUAUACACUGAUGAACCCCCCCACCAUACCAUCUCGGCAGAGUCCGGACUGCCUGCGAUAGAGAGCUGAAGACACACAGAGCAGCACAACUGAUUUAAACAACCGAAAGGAAAGCUCACUUGUCUGAUACUGCGCUGACCUCUGUCGUUUUUCAAUUGUAUUUUUGUUUUCUUUUUUCUACGACGCCCGGCCCCCGAUUUUUGUCUUGCUCCACAAUACCUUACUUUUUAUUUCCUCCCUCAUGAACUCUAACUUUGGUCUUUCAUAUUGUAUAUUGAGAGAAUCCAUUUUAGCACUUCUGACAGGAAUGUUGGAGGGGAGAGAGAGGUGGAGCCACUGCAAGUCAUGAAUGUUUUAGCUUGAACAUUUUUGUGUUAUCGUGAAAGUUAAAGAAUCCGUUGGCUAUGCUUUAUCGAAGAUAGGCUAUUUGUGUGAGUGUGUUUGUGUUUGAGAUGGUAUGUUUGAAACGGAGCAGUGCUUUAUGUCUGUCUUUGUUGGGUUCAUUUUGUAUCCGGUUCAUUGUUCAUUCUGUCUCCACCACAAAUUAUUAAGCCAUUGAAUGAAGUCACUUCAAAUGUUUUCCAACUGAGGUCCACCAACGUUUAUUUUUAUUUUAUAUAACUAGUGUGUUUUCAGCAUCAGACACUUCUACUUCUCUACUUACUGAAUUCUGUGGAAUUAUAUCCCUUACCAUCUGGUCUUCCCGCAACAUCUGUUUUCAGUAACUUUCAUAAUUAACUGAAUAACAUGUACAGAUUUAAUGAAAUAUUGUAGCAAGUUGUGGAAACGCUAUUCAGAUCCCAUUUCUUUGAAGCCCAUUUAACAUUUGCUUGUUGAACAUACAAUAAAAGUGUUUUUAGUGCUAUGUAAAUUGGUAAAAUCAUUUGUAUCAUUUAGUUGAGACUUUAAUUAAAAUCUCAGCAUGUUGGUCCAAGCCUA
Molecule: messenger RNA, 3045 nt
Organism: Hypomesus transpacificus
Lineage: Eukaryota; Metazoa; Chordata; Actinopteri; Osmeriformes; Osmeridae
Gene: hdgfl2
Product: HDGF like 2
Exons: 16
Coding region: 187-2175 (662 amino acids)
Biological process (GO): regulation of transcription by RNA polymerase II
Cellular component (GO): nucleus
Molecular function (GO): transcription coregulator activity; double-stranded DNA binding
Source: RefSeq, a predicted model, not a curated record